This is a messenger RNA of Dendrobium catenatum, 964 nucleotides long. Its product is annotated as S-norcoclaurine synthase-like. The coding region runs from base 197 to 670 and encodes 157 amino acids. Gene Ontology annotation, biological process: abscisic acid-activated signaling pathway; defense response. The record is from RefSeq and is a predicted model, not a curated record. Gene Ontology annotation, molecular function: abscisic acid binding; protein phosphatase inhibitor activity; signaling receptor activity. Gene Ontology annotation, cellular component: nucleus; cytoplasm. NCBI's taxonomy places the organism in Eukaryota, Viridiplantae, Streptophyta, Magnoliopsida, Asparagales, Orchidaceae. The transcript is spliced from 2 exons.
UUAUCUGAAGAGUCAUUUAAUACAUGGGCUUCUUGUGGCCUUAAGCAUUUUGCCUGCUUCACCUUCAACCUAUAACACCCACACAUAGUUCAGAGAUAGGCUAUAUAAACACAUAACCUAACAAGACCUAUGCAUCUACAUUCCUCUCAAGUAAAUUAGCUAUCUGAGAGUUGGCUUGAAAGGAUAAUCAACAAGCAUGAUCAAGGGAUUUCUUUAUCAUGAGCUCGAGGCUGAUGUACCAGCUGAUGAUCUGUGGGAGGUCUAUGGCACUAUUCGACUCGCUAAGGUUGUUAUGGACUUGAUUCCUCAUGUAAUACUUAAGGUAGAAGUGGAGGAGGGAGAUGGUGGUGUUGGAACCAUUAUACGCACUUCUUAUCCACCAGAAUCAUCAGGUCCUAAGUACAGCAAGCAGAAAUUUGUGAAGGUAGACAACGAAAAGCAUGUAAAAGAAAUACAAGUGAUAGAAGGAGGACUAAUUGAACUGGGUUUCAGCUCUUAUCUUAUUCAUUUUGAGAUCAUAGAGAAAGAGAAGUCUAUUUCCAUCAUUAAAUCUAGUAUACUCUAUGAGCUUAAAGAUGACCAUAUCGAUGCUAUUUCUCUUGCUUCCAUUGUUCCCUCAGUGCACGUCGCCAACACUGUUAUCAAGCAUAUUAAGGAGAGCAAGAUUUGAUUAAUUAGUUAUUUAGGGUUUAGGUUGCCAUUAUAACUAUAUGUGGCUUGUAUUGUGAUUGAUUAUGUAUAUGGUGUUUUGUUGAUCAAAAUGUCGACCUCAUUAAUACUUUGGAGAAGGCAUCUAUAUGAUGUUGUGUGUGUAAUUAAGCCGUGUAUGCAGUAAUCAGCUUAUUACUGAAGGUGUGUUAGGCGAAAGCUAAGUUAAGGAUCCUCAAGGAUGAUUGAUGUAUGAUAAGUAACCAUGUUUAUAGUAAAUAAGGCAGCAAAUGGACCACUUGUUGUAUUAUUUUUA